AAAAAAUACAUUCUCUCCAAGUGUUUAUUUACCACCCGUUUGGGGUCAGAUUUGAAUUACCGCCAUUUUGGGGGCGAACCAUACGUAGCGAUUGCUCUCUUGGCAAAUCAAAACAAUUUGCUGAUAGACGCAAGGCAUGGUGAACAGUUUGAAGUUUGGAAUGAAAUUGUUAAUUCGUUUUGAUGUUCUUUGAUCUCAGCACUACAAACCAACAAUCAUGUUUUCAAUUCCAUCAUGGGAUGGCGAAGCUACAGAGGAUGUUGUACGCUUGACCAAGGAUCCAAUGGCCACACCUCCAGUAACGGCCAAGAAGAAACGGAAGAAGCCCAAGAAAAAAAAAUCCGAUUCGGUGUUCAUCGAACCUCAAAAAGACCAAGAUUCGCCCGAAAAGAGCCAGGCUUUCGCUUAUAAGGAAGCCAAGCAAUCUUUAAAGAAAUCCAAGUCAUUGUCUUCGUUGAAAAGUUUGGUCAAGACAUCGACCAGUUCCCUCGAAUCUGUGGCUGAAUCAGCCACUCAUCUCCUCAAAAGAGGGAUCAAGUUUGCUUCCUUGGACGACUUCGCCAAUUACAUGGGAGGUUCCAAACGCAAACGGAGCACUGAUGAGGACUUGCCAGAAUCAUCGCCAAAGUCGAAGAAGGCCAAAACUUUGGACCCGGCGCCAUUUGAUCGUGAGAAGCUAAAAGUAAUUCUUGAUGGGGAAAGCGCGACGAAGAAGGAAAAUGCAAGCGGCCUAUCUGGAGCCAAGAGCAAACUCAAAUCAUCAAGAUUUAGAUACUUGAACGAACUGUUGUACACCCAGACUGGUUCCAAGUCUUUCAAGAUGUUCAAAGAGGACCCACACGCUUUCCGUGAUUACCACGAUGGAUACAUGGAACAAGCACGAAAAUGGCCCGUGGAUCCCUUAAAAAUCAUCAUCACGGCAAUUCUAAAGAUGUCUGGGAAUCCGGUCAUUGCUGACUUUGGUUGUGGUGAAGCUCGCUUGGCCAAGGCGCUUUCCACAUUCGUUGUGCACUCUUUUGAUCUCGUGGCCACCGAUCCUUGUGUGACAGCUUGUGACAUGGCCCAUACACCCUUGGGAUCGAACUCCGUGGACAUAGCUGUGUUCUGUCUAUCGCUUAUGGGCACCAAUCUCAAGGAUUAUCUGAAGGAAGCCAAUCGAGUCCUUAAGACAGAGGCGACCUUGAAGAUUGCUGAAGUGGAAAGCCGAUUCACUGACACUCCUGUGGACAAGUUUGUUCAUUUGGUGGAAAAGGCAGGGUUUUCGUUGAAGUGGAAGGACACUUCUCAGAAAUACUUUGUUCUUAUGGAUUUCAAAAAGGUUGACUCGGGCAAGAAGAAGAUGCCUGAACUCUCGUUGAAGCCCUGUUUCUACAAGAAGCGAUAACUAUCGAAAUACACAUGGAAUCGUCGUUGAAUUAUCUAACA
This is a messenger RNA of Tigriopus californicus, 1425 nucleotides long. RefSeq lists its product as uncharacterized. Gene Ontology annotation, biological process: rDNA heterochromatin formation; regulation of transcription by glucose; cellular response to glucose starvation. The transcript is spliced from 4 exons. The coding region runs from base 218 to 1384 and encodes 388 amino acids. Gene Ontology annotation, cellular component: rDNA heterochromatin; nucleolus; chromatin silencing complex. Gene Ontology annotation, molecular function: methyltransferase activity. The record is from RefSeq and is a predicted model, not a curated record. NCBI's taxonomy places the organism in Eukaryota, Metazoa, Arthropoda, Copepoda, Harpacticoida, Harpacticidae.